AUGGCGGAGAAGAAGAGAAAGGCAAGCUCCAUCGAGGGCGAACGGCCGUCCAAGAAACCCCAGACCAGCACCAUCAAGGUCAUCCACCUGAGCGGGCCGGACGUCGCCAAACCUCUGGUCGCUUCGGCGCCCGGCGUCACACUUCCCUCGGACCUCAGCUUUGUCGGGUUCUCGAAAAAGGAACUCUCCGGAAGGUCCAGCGUUCUCCUCCAGUCCUCGGAGCACCCUACCAUAGACUACGUCGCGACCGAGAGCAGCACGACCGACGCGGCCGAAAAGCACGUCAGACACUUCAUCGCCGUCUUCGACCCUGCGUCCAACAAGCUCAAGGUGGUGGAAGCCAAAAAGGUGACGGUGAGGAGCACGGUGCGCCAGCUGGACAGGGAGAGUGAUGACGAGGACGCCGACGGAGAGACCAGGCCGCUGGCGACGCCGUCUCGCGCGGCGUUGACGCAGGCGUUCGGGACGAAAAAGUCAAAGAGAGCCGUGGCCUCGACGGCAGAGAACCGCCUGCUGGCCCGUGACGGGGAGAACGGAGACGACGCCAUGUCGCAGGCCAUCCUCUCGUCAAUCAAGGAGGACGACGAGGACGACCCGACCGUCGCGCUCGACGCGGGAGCUUCCGCUCGAGCCAACAAGCCGCUCCCACCCGCCAACCUGGACACAACCGACAUCACCCAGGUCUACGACCUCUCGUCGCUCGUCUUCCCAGGACCUUACCGCACGGCACUGUCCCAGAUGCCGAUCGCGUACUGGAAAGAAUGCGCCAAGAACAAGAAACCCGUGUCGACGCACCUGCGGUUCGUGGCCACGCGGAUCGGAUACCUGAGCCAGCGACACCUCAAGCAGCCCGACCACCCGGACGUGCUGCUCCGGCUACAGAUCCUGCGGUACAUCCAGCUCCUGGUGGAGAUCCACAAGUACGUGUCGCACCUGUCGCCGCGACGACCGAUGGCGCCGCCCGAGGACUGGCCCGCGGGCACGACGACGGACAGCUCGCUGUCGACGGCGUUCAAGGGCCGGCUGGUGGCGCACUUCUUCCCCAACCGCACGCCCAGCGCCUUCAACAAGACGCUCCUCACGGCCACCAUCCUGGCCCUGACCCUGCACGUGCCCCCGCCCAACUUCACGCUGGGCGAGACCCCGCGCCUGCUCUUCACCGAGCCCACCGACAUCACCCUCGACCUGGCCAUGCCGCACGCCGAGGUCCACAAGCUCUACCGCGAACUGGGCUGCAAGAUGGAAUCCAUGACCGACGCCGAACUGCAGCGCCACGGUUGGGACAAGGUCUCUGCUUCUUCUACGAAAGGCGGUGCAGCUGAUGUCGUCGACGACUCCGGCAAGCCCGUCAAGCUGCCCAAACCGAAAUUCGCUAAACUGCGCUUCCCCAUCGAAUUCCCCCGCGUCAGUGCCGGACGUCCGAGCAGGAGGUAG
Messenger RNA from Fonsecaea pedrosoi CBS 271.37, 1434 nucleotides. RefSeq lists its product as uncharacterized. Gene Ontology annotation, cellular component: RNA polymerase I complex. Gene Ontology annotation, molecular function: DNA binding. Gene Ontology annotation, biological process: nucleolar large rRNA transcription by RNA polymerase I; transcription elongation by RNA polymerase I; RNA polymerase I preinitiation complex assembly. NCBI's taxonomy places the organism in Eukaryota, Fungi, Ascomycota, Eurotiomycetes, Chaetothyriales, Herpotrichiellaceae. The transcript is spliced from 2 exons. The coding region runs from base 1 to 1434 and encodes 477 amino acids. The record is from RefSeq and is a predicted model, not a curated record.